Molecule: messenger RNA, 717 nt
Organism: Baudoinia panamericana UAMH 10762
Lineage: Eukaryota; Fungi; Ascomycota; Dothideomycetes; Mycosphaerellales; Teratosphaeriaceae
Exons: 2
Coding region: 112-522 (136 amino acids)
Source: RefSeq, a predicted model, not a curated record
ACGCAAGUGAGCGACCUCUGCAACAUCCGGCGCAUCGUAUCCCACCUCGGCUGCGGCGUCCCCAUUACGCCACGCAGAUCUCAACAGUAACCACUACCACUCAGAGACACAAUGUCGCAGAAAUUUGUACGAUCCCUCGACACACAAGGGAAAGAGGUAUCACAGUCGCUAAUGCCACACCAACAGAACCCUCCCGAAGGCCCGCCACCAAACUACCCACAGCAAGCCCACUACGACGCCGGCCCAGCAGGCGCAGACCCGAGAGGGUUUGGCAACUUCGGCUCGCCGCCUCCGCAGCAACAGUACGGUCCUGGUCCCGGCCCGUAUCAACAAGGAGGUCCAGGACCCUACGGACCUCCACAGCAGGGCUACUACCAACAGCAACCGAUGUACUACCAGCAAGCGCCGCCGCAGCAGGGCGGAUACUAUGGGAAUAGGCCGUCGGGUGGAGCGGGAGAAGGCAUAUGUGCCGGAAUUCUAGGUGCACUCGCGUGCUGUUGCUGCUUGGACUUCUUGUUUUAGGCGUCGGAUAGUUGGUUGUAUGAGUUGGGUCUAGUCAAAAAGACAUGAUGAGACUGAAUGUGGCUUUUCAAGCGAUGAUUUUCAUUCCGCUAUGUAUGAUGCGACGCCCGCAUAUAGAACGCCGGAGGCCUCGACCAUUUGGAAGCGCUAUACGCCGCCACCAUACCACAAUGCGCUGACUCGACGCAGGAAAGG